CUUGCAUUUGUUGACAUGGUUUGACACAUGUCACGUGAAGAGAAAGAAAGAAAAGAGAACCGCAACUUGACUUCAACACACGACUUGUGGUUUCCCUUUUGCAAGUUGUGGUUUUCAAAAGUACAGCCAGAAAAAUUCUGGCUAAGCCAUGACCCCACAAAAUUCUUCGCUUCUUGUGAAUAUCCAUAUCGUAUCAUCAUCCACCAAUGCCUAACCACCCCCCCCCAAACCGUGUUUUAUGUGAGACAUGGUAGUUUUGAGCAACAACAACACAGCACUCGCCAAGGAGGAGGAAGAAGAAGAAUAAGGAAUUUCUUGGACAUAUGAGGCCUUUAACGUUGUGGGGUUUGCAAAAGUUUGUUCCUUUGAUUGGUUCUGUUGGUGAAUUGUGGAAAAAAGAUUGAAUUUUGAGAAUUCGUAUGGAUUGUCUGAUUGUCGUGGUGGUGCGUGUUUUCAUCAUAUCAUACCCCAUGACUCUGUGUUUUGGUACUUUAAGCUCUUUGUCUGAGUAUGGAUUAGAGAAACAUAUGAGGGUGUUGCAUUUGGGUAUUCCAUGUUUUGCUUGUGUGAUUUUAAGGAUGAAUACAAUGAUGUGCUUCACAUUAUUUUUUAUUCUAGAUUAUGUAAAUAACACUUGUGGACUAGUGAUUUUUCCCCCUUGCUAUUGGAUUGGUUGUCUGGGCUUAAAGGCAAACGGGGAGUUGUUGGGGCUUUCUUAGAGGGUGCGUUGAAUUAAUGUUCCUUCUUUAAUUUAUGGCUCAACCUCGCAAUUUAAGACUGAAAAUAAUUGUAAGAUAUGUGAUAAGGUGUGGACUAACUGUUGAAGGCUACAGAUUUUCUAUGUAAUUAAUAUAGUUAUGUGUUUGCAUUGUAUUAUCUGAGGGAACUUAUCAAUAAUUUCUUUGUUUCUACAGGAGAGUGCCUCUAGUCCGAUGAUGCCGUAAAGUCUGAUUAAUAGGUUUUUUACUUUUCAUUGGAGGAAUCAGUUUAUUUAUAUAUUCUGGGCUGUUUGGUUUUGGGAGUACAGUUGAAACAUGAAUUAUCGAUGUUGAUGCAUGAAUACACUUAAAAGAUGGUGAUGAUGGAAGAUAGUAAUUGAAGAAGUGAUUCUUUUUGGGAAAUUUGGAAGAGCCCUGCCUGAAAAAUAAAAAUGGGGUUGCCACAGGUGGCUUCAGGCUGCACUGCCGAGGAAGUGGCAGCAUCACUAGGCACAUUUGUGCAAACUGCACCUAGAAUGGCCAGCAUAGGCAGCUAUGAGGUGAACUUGUUGGCUGGAGAAGACCUAGGUAAUUGCAUGCACAUUGAUGUGCUUAAAUCUGAAAAAAAAAAUGUUCUAGAGCUUUCAAAAGAAACACAUAUUUCAAGUAUGUGUAGUGAUAGUAAGUUGAAGAAUGACCCCAUGGAACAAAUUAGCAAGUUGUCUGUCAAUUCAGAGAAAACUAGGCAGACACCUGUUUCUAGGACUGUAGGUUUUCAAAUUAGAGCAUCAACUCCUCGUGUUAAUGGUUUCGGAGGAAAUGGAUAUUCAUCACCUGUGUUUAAUGUCAUCAGUGAUGCAACUGAGGCUUCUGAGUCACAACUUAGAAAGCAGUUAUUGUCACCUUUGAAUGGGAUGCUGCUUGCAGAUCAUUUUAAAGGUGAUCCACUAGACAUAGGUGCUGGUAUUUAUCAAAGUCGUUCAAAGGCUGGUGAUGAUAAUUCUAAUGCUUUACAUGAGUAUAAGAAGGAUCAUAUUGGAAACAACAAUCAGAUUCACUCAAUGAUCUGGUCUACAUCUUGUUUCCAGGAAUUUACAAAUUCAUUCUGUAAUGACUCUACUAUAAACCAUAUUGUAUCUAGUCAUCACCAACGUGCAGAGCCAUGGUCUUAUAAGCAUUUUAAAUCAUCUCCAGUACGUAAUGUUUCUGAAGAAACAACUAAAACAAGGUCCCAAACAGCUGCAUUGUCUAUACCACAAAAAAAUGUGUCAUCACCUCCCUUCCCUUUGUCUCCUCUGGGUAAAAAAUCUUCUAAAAAUGAAAAUUUGGGAGAAUGCAGAAAUAUUGAUGUUAUCUUGGAUGAUGGCAAUUUUACUUUUAAUAGUGUGGAACAGUCACUUGAUAGAACUUGUCAAGGCAUUUUAUCAGCUCAGGAGAUACCAGGUAAAUCACAGCUCAAUUUGAACAAUAUGCAGCAAAAGUCUGACCUGUUUACUCCUGACAACAUGAUUGAUAUGAAAGAAUACUGGACUCAUUCUGGUAGCUUUCCUCCUCGGGAUGCCAAGUUAUGUGGAACUAUGAGUAGACUGCCAAUUAGAAGGUCCUUGGUUGGUUCAUUUGAGGAAUCUUUGUUAUCUGGUCGCCUACUAUCUGGGAAAGUUAGUCAGAAAAUUGAAGGCUUUCUUGCAUUGCUGAAUGUAACUGGUGGCAAUUUCUCACCUCAAUCACAAAAAAUACCAUUUGCAGUAACCAGCGUGGAUGGAGACAAGUACUUACUUUAUUAUUCAUCAAUUAAUCUUUCAGGAAAGCUAUUAUCAGGCAAGUCUAGAGUUGCUAAAUUUCAGAGAACCCUUAGCAUGGAUGAAUCACGAUCUGAAAAGCCUCGUAUACGUAUACCUAUGAAAGGACGUAUUCAACUGGUUCUCAGCAAUCCAGAGAGGACACCUAUCCAUACCUUUUUUUGCAAUUAUGAUUUGAGUGACAUGCCAACUGGUACCAAGACAUUCUUGCGGCAAAAGGUCACUUUAACUGCGUCUAGAUCAAAGUCUAUGAUGGGUAAGGAAAGCCAAACAGAUUCUGACACCAGAGCUGAUGCCAAGUCUUCGUUGAUCUCAGUCACCAGUCACAGAGAUAAAGAUCUUCUCACCUCAAAAUGUGGAGAGUUUGAUAGUUUUACAUGUUCAAAAGCUGGCAUUUUGCUUUAUGCUCUUCACCUUCGCUUUAUGUGCCCCUUGCCUAAGAGACGUUCAAGGUCUGUUCAUAAGUGCAAAUCUGGCCCUGUCUCUGCUGAUAUGAGAAAUAUUGUGGACAUUGAACAAGAAAGAAGCUUCUACUUGUAUGAUGAUAUGAGGGUAGUGUUUCCUCAACGUCAUUCAGAUUCUGAUGAGGGCAAGUUACAUGUGGAAUAUCAUUUCCCUUCAAAUCCAAAAUACUUCGACAUCAGCUGCUGAAAUGCCGCUGUCUCUCAGUGAUUUUUGUAUAUAUAGUUGUAAAUGUUAUGUUCAUAUUUGAUUCAUAGCACUUGCUUUGACCCUUUACGAGUGUGCUUAUGCUCUCCUACUACUGUCCAUCAGAUGGCACAAAAGAGGCCUGAGGUGCCGUGGCCAAAACAGAAAUACCAUUAUGCUUAUACCGGAAGAGUGUGACAAAUGAGAAGAGCUAAUAUGGAAAAAGAGUAAAUAAUCACAUUAAUCUAUGAAUUCAAGGAAAUUAAAAAAAAAAUCCUUGAAAGGAUAAAUCGACAAUCACAUAAAUCCAAAAUUAAAAAAAUCG
Molecule: messenger RNA, 3470 nt
Organism: Glycine soja
Lineage: Eukaryota; Viridiplantae; Streptophyta; Magnoliopsida; Fabales; Fabaceae
Exons: 7
Coding region: 1151-3148 (665 amino acids)
Source: RefSeq, a predicted model, not a curated record